AUGAGAUACCCCCGCGUCACCACGGACCCUCUCCUGGCCCCGUUCUUAAGUGGAACGAAAAAGUUGUACCGUCAACAGAACGGAAAGACGAGGCUCAUAAAACCUGGAAACUUCGUCAAAGUUGCCAACGACUGUCGCCUUGCCAUAUUGCUCAACAUAUCCAGCUCAGGUAGGCAAGGCAAAAAGGCAACCGUAUGUUUUGUGUAUCCGCGGCAUGUAUUCGACUUCAUCGCUGGACAACCUGGCGUUGCCCAUGAGCGUCUCAGACGUCGUCUUCUCAGCGAGGACCUCCGUGAGCAGGACGUCAAUACCGGCAUCCUCAUCUUAAACAGCAUGACCACCAUGCCCUGCGAAGAUGUGCUGGCGGUCUAUAACGACAAGGAGCUUGCGGAACAUAUCUCAACGUACGACAUGACGCACUACGUUGUCCUCGGCCAACACGAUCCGAUGAGGCCCGAUGAGCUAGACUGUAACCUCCAAACCCGGCUAUUCUGGCCUACUAUGUAG
Molecule: messenger RNA, 507 nt
Organism: Peniophora sp. CBMAI 1063
Lineage: Eukaryota; Fungi; Basidiomycota; Agaricomycetes; Russulales; Peniophoraceae
Source: the annotation of a GenBank genome assembly